Medioppia subpectinata is the source of this 1638-nucleotide messenger RNA. Lineage: Eukaryota; Metazoa; Arthropoda; Arachnida; Sarcoptiformes; Oppiidae. The record is from the annotation of a GenBank genome assembly.
AUGGAUUGGCAGAAAAUUUUCGGUUCCGGGGAUUCAAACUAUAGCUACAGCGGGCCGUCAUCUGACCUGUCAUUGAAUGAUGAUAGAGAGGCCAUGAGAAGGGAAACGGAGCGACUGGCCCUCUCUCAGCUCGAUAAGGCCAGGUCAAAACCGGUCGCAUUUGCCGUUCGCACGAAUGUCUCAUACGACGGGUCUGUUUCAAAACCGGUCGCAUUUGCCGUUCGCACGAAUGUCUCAUACGACGGGUCUGUUGACGACGACUCACCCAUUCAUGGAUACGCCAUCUCUUUCGGCGUCAAAGACUUCCUCCACAUUAAAGAAAAAUACAACAACGACUGGUGGAUCGGACGGCUCGUGAAAGAGGGAAGUGAUGUCGGAUUCAUCCCGAGUCCCGUCAAACUGGAGAUCCUUCGUCUCCAACAAACACAGACCAGUCGUACAAAACUAUAUUCAAGUAAAGCCAACUCCAGCACCAAUUUGGGCCCUUUGGGUGACGUACUCAUCAACUCUCGGUCCUCCAAUUCCGGCGGUUCCAGUCCUCCCACACCAGGUCUAUACUCACCCGACUGUCCCCUUCCCUAUCAGCUCUCAUCUCAAAUAUUUAUGUCUCGCAUUGUUUAUCUAAAUGAAACUCCAGAUCAAAACGGAAUGGAGAAUAUGGAGGACAGCGACGGCAAUAUCCGGAUCGGAAAGUCCGCUCUGUCGACACCGCCGGCCAAAGAGCGCCGGAAGCCGUUCUUCAAGAAGUCUGAGAACAUCCCGCCGUACGAUGUCGUGCCUUCAAUGCGUCCCGUGAUUCUGGUCGGCCCCUCACUCAAGGGCUACGAAGUGACAGAUAUGAUGCAAAAGGCGCUCUUUGAUUACCUGAAGCACCGCUUUGAGGGCCGUAUUAUCAUCACAAGAGUCAGCGCCGACGUAUCGCUGGCCAAACGCUCGCUGCUUAACAAUCCCGGCAAACGGGCGCUUAUGGAGCGAUCCAACAGUAGGUCCUCCUGUCUCGCCGAAGUACAGGCCGAGAUCGAGAGGAUCUUCGAGUUGGCCCGAACCAUGCAAUUAGUGGUUCUCGAUUGUGAUACCAUUAACCAUCCCUCCCAGUUAGUGAAGACAUCGCUGGCGCCCAUCUGUGUCUAUCUUAAGAUCUCAUCGCCUAAAGUUCUGCAACGACUGAUCAAAUCUCGUGGUAAGUCUCAGAGCAGGAACUUGAAUGUCCAGAUGGUGGCCGCCGAGAAGCUAUCCCAGUGCCCAAUGGAAAUGUUUGACGUGUUUCUGGACGAGAAUCAGUUGGAGGAGGCGUGCGAUCAUUUGGCGGAGUUCUUGGAGGCCUACUGGCGGGCAACGCAUCCGCCCAUUAAGGCCUCGUCGACACAGGCGGUGACUGUGACCACUCAACACCGGCAGCCGUUGAUGCCUAUGAUCUCAUCGCAACAUCACGUGAGGGGCGGCGGAGCCGGCGGUGGCGUUGACGGCACUGACGACGAAACUGCCCGCGACUACAGUGUCAGUGCUAAUCGGACCAGACAUUUAACAAGUGCUUACGGACCGGGUAUCGAUCCCAUGGACGACGACCCCUACUAUAUUAACCAACAGAGUGUCGGCGGCGGGCCAUCCACUCACUAUCGGGACGCCAGACCCGAGAAC